Messenger RNA from Haliotis rubra (blacklip abalone), 3512 nucleotides. RefSeq names its product growth arrest-specific protein 2-like. The record is from RefSeq and is a predicted model, not a curated record. Gene Ontology annotation, molecular function: cytoskeletal adaptor activity; actin filament binding; microtubule binding. Lineage: Eukaryota; Metazoa; Mollusca; Gastropoda; Lepetellida; Haliotidae. The transcript has 7 exons. Gene Ontology annotation, cellular component: actin filament. Gene Ontology annotation, biological process: actin crosslink formation. The coding region runs from base 144 to 1070 and encodes 308 amino acids.
UGACAGCAAAGGUGUGUUUACGUUGUUGUCUGCAAGGAAAGUAGGGUGUUUCUCGAUGUCUUGAAUCGUUUUCCUGAUCACCCGUGGAUUUUACAAACCCAGAUAGUAUGAACAGGUGAAGUGAGACAUUACUAGAGUCAGCCAUGAGUGUGGAGAGACCCAUCUCUGUCCACAACGCGGGGGACAUGUGUGAGGGCUUUGAGUUCCAGAAGAAGGUCUCUGACCUCCAGGAACAGAGCCUUGGCCCACUGAAGGAGGACCUGGUGGACUGGCUGGGCAAGACACUAUCCAUUGACUUGUCUGCAGACACCUUUAUGACUGUUCUAGACAAUGGGGUCUAUUUGUGCCAGCUUGCAAAACUCAUCGAGAGCAAAGCACGGGAGUGUUUUGCUGAAGGGAAGGUCACUGAGCCUCUUCCCAAGAUGAAGUUGAAAUGCAACAACAGGGCACAGUCUGGAACCUGGUUUGCCAGGGACAAUACAGCAAACUUUCUUCAGUGGAGCAAGGAGUGGGGUAUCAAAAAUGAAUGCCUGUUUGAUACAGAAACACUUGUAUCUCACAAGAAGGAGAAGCCAGUGAUAGUGUGUCUCCUUGAACUGGCUCGUCUCGGCUACAAGUAUGGCCUGGAGCCCCCCAGCAUCAUCAAGAUGGAGAAUGAGAUCAAACAUGAAGAAGAGGAGGAUGAGGUUGAUGCACCUCCACAGAAAACCAUCGAGAUUGUUGAAAAACGUCCAACCAAGCCUGCUGCACCUGAAAAUAAGAAGCCAGUGAAACUAGAUUUGGAUACAGAGGUUAGACGUAUUGCAACAAAGUGUCGAUGUCAACAGCAUGUGAAGAGGAUCAGAGAAGGGUUGUAUAGUAUUUUUGGGAAGACCAUUUUCAUCCGACUCCUGAUGGACAAACACCUAAUGGUGAGAGUUGGAGGGGGCUGGGACACUCUAGAACACUAUCUCAUCCACCAUGAUCCAUCGCAAGUGUUCACCUUCCACCGCUCCAACAGCAAGGACAACAUCCUGGACAGCGUAGACGGGGACCGCUUCCUCUAUGUCAGGGGCAAAUACAAGAAGUGAUGGAAGUGUGGUAGUAACAUGCACUACCUCCCUCUCUUCAAAGUCAAAGUUUCUGGCCAUGGAUAACAACCUUUCAGGGCCCCAUUCUGCAAGCCAUGGUGGCGCUACAGAUGUUAUAGGUAUAUGAAAAAUUAUGGGAGUUACAAUCAUCCUAGCACUGUGAUCACUUUGUGGAAAGCUCUUGUGUCAUACUCUGCGAUAUCCAUUCUUGCUGAUGUGUAUUGUCAUUUAAACAUUUAAUAAAGUCUGGAAACUGAUAAUACAAAGUAUUGCCUCGCCAAGUCCAAGUUUUGAGGAUCUGUAACUUGUGUUAUUGUCCAUUUGAAUCUAUGACACUUUUUGCCUAAUUGAUACAAUAUCUGUUUUUAAUGCCCAUUGACCGUAUGUGACAUGCUCAGUAUUAGGAUCUUUGUGUGAUGAAGUCAGGUCCAAGAAAUUUGGAACAGUAUUUUUGUACCCUUAAGAAAAUACUCAUGUUAUUCCAGGGUAUUGUUGCCAUUGUGUUGGUCAUGACAUGUUAUUGGGUUAUAAUCAAACAGUUCUUGUGUAAUGCAACUGGACUUGGUAAGAAAACAUGCUUUUACAUGAAUUGUUGUUUACCUUAACUGUUGCUAAUGAUAAUGACAAUGUUUAGAAAAAUGUUUUAUAGGAAGCUAUAGUGAGUGAAUAUGCCCCAAUAUUAUAUAUAAUAUAGGCCAAAAUAUUGUCAAAAAUGUGUGAAAUUGUGCCUUUCAAAAUCAAAGAUUAAAAAGUCCCUAGUCCUAAGUCCCUCCUAUAGCAGGAAUGCUCAAGGAUCUCUUUCAUCUCUAACACUGCUGCGAGUAGUUAGCAAUUACUGAUUAAAUAUACUUCUCAAACAUCCGAAAAAUCUAUACUUAUAAUUAUACUGUAAAUCUGUUUGAGACAUACUUCUGGGGCAUGGUAUUAUAAUCAGAAUGUAAGCAGGUAUCUGUUACCUGGGAACUAUACUGUACCAUGGCUUACAUUGCUAGUCACUUGUAUUACGUGUCUAUUUAUGAACUAUUUAACAUGUAUGACAUACUAUUCAUGUUGUUGCAUGUGUAGAUAAUGUAGAGUAUUUAUGAUGAAUAUAAUCUAGACAAUUUCUAAGUGUUUGUAUUUAUGGUCAUUCUAUUAAAGUUGUGUUCAAAGAUGUUCAAUUAUUUGGCAAUAUACUGUGAUAUGAAGUGUGCAGAUUCUUGUCAGUAACCCGGUAUUAGUGUGAAAAUAUGAUGAACACAUUAUUAAUUACCAAACCAAAUGGGAUUGUAUGUACUGUAUUGAGAUUUUAGGAUUUUAUUCAAUCUUUCAGGGAUAAGUAAAGAUUUCUCAUACAGUUUAUCUAAAUAUUGUUUUUGUAAUUUUUCAAAGUUUUCUAAGCCAUGUAUAAGGAUUAUUCUAAUUGAUAGGUAUCAUUUAUAUGUGUUGAAAUAUUUGUUCUCACAGUAUUAUAUACUUCACAAACUAUUUUAUUGCCUCGUAUAACUUACCUGUUACUUAAAUACAGACAUUACUAAGUAGAGAUGUUUUGGAAUGCCAAUUUUAAAUCCCUCCAAUGUGAAAGAUAAGUAGAAAAAUGAUGAUGAACAAUUUUUUAUAUGUAAAUGCACAAGCAUCACCACCAGUCUGUUUGCUUACUGAAAAGGGGACUUAGGAAUUUUUUUAAGCAUCUAGUCAGAUCAUAUUUGUGGUUUCACCUUAAUUGCCCAAGUAGAUGAAAAUGGUGGGAAACUUUGUUGUCAGUUGACUUCACUAGAGGAUAGUCCGUCCCUAACUGCUGUUUGCCUCUGGCUUGGUAUGCUGUAGACAUGAUUGUGAGUUAUUAUUGCCAGUUAUGUCACACAAGUCCACUUCCUAAAAUUCUCAAGGGGUGUUGGGGUAACAUAGUGGUUAAAGCGUCACCUCGUCACGCUGAAGACCCGGGUUCGAUUCCCUACAUGGGUACAAUGUGUGAAGCCCAUUUCUGCUGGAAUAUUGCUAAAAGGGGCGUAAAACCUUACUCUCUGACUCACUCUAAAAUUCUCAAACUCGUGUAAUCUGAACAACACUACUAAUCUGAAAACUUUCACUAUCAAUACAUGUACAUUGUUUUAACAGGAUCAGGACAGUGGUUCUCUCCUUAUGGGUGAGAAAAAGAUACUUUUAGAUAUGCACUGUUAAUAAUGUGUCUGUAGUUAUAUCAGAAUAUGACAUAUAUUCCUAUUUGUUCGAUGCAUAUUUGUAGAGUCUAUAUUACUAUGCUAUAAAUUGUUACCCUGAUAUGUUACAUGAAAUCCAUGCUUCCAGCCCGACAAAUACCUCAGUGGGUACGAGUACAGUUUACAGUCGAGCACCGUUGUCUCGAUAUUCAUGGGACCAAGAAAAAAUAUCGAGUUAUCUGAACUUCGAGACAUACGACCAGGGCAUAUCAUCACAUAUCACUAUGAAAGAAAACAAAACGCU